This is a messenger RNA of Panthera uncia (snow leopard), 3664 nucleotides long. It is a transcript of the gene ATG10, whose product is annotated as autophagy related 10. The record is from RefSeq and is a predicted model, not a curated record. NCBI's taxonomy places the organism in Eukaryota, Metazoa, Chordata, Mammalia, Carnivora, Felidae. Gene Ontology annotation, molecular function: Atg12 transferase activity. Gene Ontology annotation, biological process: protein lipidation; protein modification by small protein conjugation; macroautophagy. The transcript is spliced from 9 exons. The coding region runs from base 299 to 949 and encodes 216 amino acids. Gene Ontology annotation, cellular component: intracellular anatomical structure.
UGGGCACCUCACCCCGGCUCCCCUCCCCCAUGCCCGUUGCCCCGCCCGCCCUGGGCUGGGCGACGGGGUCAGGGGCCGAGCGGAGCUGGACUAAGUUCUCAGCUUCAUGGUGGUCAAAGGAAAGAAAGAAGCAUACCACUUCUCAGGAAAAACACAGCUUUCUUAGAGGAAAUACAGAAUGAGGUAGAGUGAGAUGCUUUUUUAUAUUCUUCCUAACUGGACUUCCUGCUGCUAGAGGCCACAGCCAGCAUCAGAUACCGAUUAACAUCCUUCAGUUACAUUCCAGUUAUCAUUUAGUAUGGAAGAAGAUGAGUUCUUUGGAGAAAAAACAUUCCAGCAUUGUUGUGCAGAGUUCAUUAGACAUUCACAGCAGAUAGGUGAUGGCUGGGAAUGGAGAACUUUGAAGGACUGUUCUGAAGGCUACAUGUGCAAAACACACUUUCAAAUUAAACCCGAGACUCUGAUGUCACAUUCGGGAAUAUCUGCCUGUGUACAGACAUGUCUUCCCAUUGAGGAGGCUUUAGAACUACCCCUGGAUGAUUCUGAAGUGACUGAGACCACAACGGGAAGCCAAGUGAUUAAAUAUGAAUAUCAUGUUUUAUACUCCUGUAGCUACCAAGUGCCUGUGCUUUACUUUAGGGCAAGCUUUUUAGAUGGAAGACCUUUAGCUCUGAAGGACAUAUGGGAAGGAAUCCACAAGUGCUAUAAGACAAGGCUGCUGCAGGAGCCAUGGGACACUAUUACCCAACAGGAGCAUCCAAUACUUGGGCAGCCUUUUUUUGUACUUCAUCCCUGCAAGACGGAUGAAUUCAUGACUCCUGUGUUAAAGAAUUCUCAAAAAAUCAAUAGGAGUGUCAACUACAUCACAUCUUGGCUGAGCGUUGUAGGGCCAGUUGUUGGGCUAAAUCUACCUCUGAGUUAUGCCAGAGCAGCUUCUGAGGAUGAAUGAAAUGUCCAUCAACAAGGUAAAAAGGAAAGCCCACAUUGAGUGGUUUGCUAUGACAAAGACGCUGUUAUCUCUGUUACACUUAGGGUUUUCACUGGCCCCAUCAAAUGUUAAGUCUUCUUUCAUCUUUAAUAGGCUGAACAUGGACUGUUUGUUUAGGUUUUUAGUCAGGCAGGGCCCCAUCGUUUAGGAAGCAUUGGACUUUGCUACAAUAACACUCACCCAAACACAGGAGUGGAUGGCUUUAUUUCAGAAUUGUAAUAAUUCUUUGUUGCUCAGUUAACUUUCUUUUAUUCUCUUGAAUUUUGUUUUGUUUUUGUUCUUAACUUUCUUCUGUUGGGCCAAAGAACUUAGGAAAUUGUAGCAUGAGGGACACCAAAAGUAUACUUGGCCAGCCCCGGUUUUAAUAGGACAAAUACCAUGCAACAUUUCGACUCACCAAGACUUUGACAUGGAUUAUUUUUUCUAUUGGAAGCAAAUGUCUGUAGUAACUGAUACACUGUAUACCUAAUCUGGAAGAAUUUUUGGUUUGGAUUUGCUUGUUUUGUUUUUCAUUUUAACUUGCCCAGGGGUUGAAACUAAGACAAAAUGUAAUUGUCUCUUUAGACAGCCUAGAUCGGUGUCUAUCAAUGAGGAAUGUACUUUAGAAUCACCUGUGGAUCUUUUAUGACUAUGAAUGCUUGGGGCUAUCUUCUGAAACAGCCUCACUGGGGUGGUUCUGACCCACCUGCUUCUGGAGAACCUCCGAUCUGGACGUACCUUUAGUGUGGCAUUUAUUUGUAUUGUUUUGGUCUCCCAGUAGGCCUUUUCCAGUUCUGUAUGAGCUCCAGCAAGCCUGACUUACUUCCUACCAUUUGUCUGGACUUUGCUCCAGGCCUCCUGGUUGUUAAGAACGUCUAGGAGACAUUUGUUCACGAGACAGCCCACUUGGAGGAAGCCAUGGGGUGAGGGGGUUAUCUACUGGCCGAUCACAGUAGACUGUGCCUGCACUUUUAGUCUGUAGGUUCGAGGCUGAGCUCUCACACCGGGAGUGGAAGUAGAGAAUGGGUUAAUUCAAACUGCUAGAAAAGCUAAAAGUAAAUUUUAAAAUGCUGAGCUGCACAUAUUCAUGCUGGGAUGAGAGCCUGCUUACAUGCUUGCUGGGCAUUUUGGUAUUUACCACUUAACAUCUUUUCAACUUCUGCAGGGAUUUUCAUCACCCACCCCCCCCCCCCCAUCCACUCUCCCUAAUGUAAACACAGAUUUCUCAGCAAGUCAUUUCUCAGACCAUGUCAUUUCUGGGGUAAAAAAAACUAAAUAAAUUAUAAUAAUGUGUCAUCUGGAUGAUGUACUCGUUUGGAAAUAUUAGUUAUCCUUUGCUAUCAGAUUCUGAGGGAUAGUAUCAAUCACAUAGGGACAAUGUUUUUGUUGGUGUCAGUGUUGUUUUCAAGUUAAUUUUUUUUGGUCUGCUUGAUGAAGACCUUAAAAUUCAUCAGUGGCAGAAAAUAAUUCUGAAAAGCUCUUGUAGGUUGUAGAGACCACUCCCCCCAGAUAGAUAUCUCUGCUCAGGCAGCUCCAUUUCUUUUCAGAAUAGUUUUUGCUUUAAAAAAACUUAAUUUUUGAUUGAUAAAAAUUUCCAUUUUUAAGAAUGCAGCUACAUAACAGACUGUUAUCCCAACAGUUAUAAAACAUUAGAAAAUAUUUUGUUUUGUCAAAGUAACAGCUCUUUCUCUGCAAUAUGAGGAUUUUUCCUCCGGGUUUCUUCUCCAGUUAAUAUAAUGCAAAACCCCUUCAAUCAGAAAUAGUGCUGGUUAAAGCUACCAAACAGUAUCCUAAACUGCUUUUGUGUAGCCUUGGAACAGUUACUUCACCUCCUUGGUCCUCAGCUAUGUGAUUUGUGAGACCGACUGUAAUUCUUGGUCUGUGAAAUAGAAGUGUUGAAUUCUAGACUGUGAGGUUGGUGAGCUGCCAGCUGUGUGACUUGGGCUAAAUUUCCUAAUCUCCUUUAGGGUUUUGCCAUUUCUAUUUUUAAAAAACCCAUUAACAUCCAUCCUACUCACCUACCAAGAGCAGAAAGGAGAUCAAAAUGCUAAGUCAACCUGAAUGUGCUUCAUAACCAACACAAGAGUAAGGGUGCCACAAGAGUAAGGGUGAUCUGGGAUAAUUAGCCCCAGCUCCUAUCCAGUGUCAGCAUACAUUCUCCCUCCCUCCCUCCCACCUUGUUUCCCAACACAGAUGGGCCCCACCCCCCCCAUCAAGCAAGUCGUCUCCACCCACAUCCUUAUCUGAGUGUUGUUCUUGCUGGUUCCCACCUGGAAAUGCUUCCUUCUCCAUCUCUCUACUCAAUUCUCAACCUAGUCUAUAUAAUUCACUCUUACAAAGCCAUCUCUGACCACCGUAGCUCCCACUGGUCAACCUCUCACUUCAUUACUCACUGCAUUUAGUCAUAGUAGCAUUUAAUUUUCUCCCUUUCACUCUGAUCGCCUCCUUAAUGAUGGAUAAUAAAAUAACUUACCCACUUUCUUUGGUAUGUUAUAAGGUAGCAUGCACAUGAGAGUUGUUGUCUGCCCUUUGUAAGUGAUCCAGGGAAGGCUCUCAGUCUGGGGAUUGGGCCAGCAGCUGUGUUGAUCAUUUGAUACUAUGGCCUACAGACUGGGGGAUAAAAAACCCAAACUAACCAUCUUCCUAACACAGAUGUAUUAAAAUAAAGAUGUAUUAAAGUAAAGGAAGUUAAAACUG